AACACGUAAAACGGGCUAACUGAAUUUGCCUCGUGGGGUGGGGCAGUGAUUAGAGUUAUUGCUUCUCCGUGUGCCGUUUCCUCCGGGUACUCCGGCUUCCCCAUCUAAAACAUUUCUGUUUAUAUCGUCUUAUUUUUUCAUGGGUGUUAUUCAAUGGCGUUACUUAAGGCUUGAAACUCGCAUACAGCUCUGCUGGACGAUGGCGACUUGGUUGAGAUGGAGGAUUUGGACGCAGAGGAUUUCGCAUUAUCCAACUCCUCCGAUGCAGACGCUGCGUUUGACGCUGUCAUCGGGAACAUUGAGGACAUCAUCAUGGAAGAGCAGUUCCAGGGCCUUCAGCAGAGCUUCAUGGAAAAGUACUACAUGGAGUUUGACGACUCGGAGGAAAACAAGCUCAGCUAUACGACCAUAUUCAAUGAAUAUAUCGAGCUCCUGGAGAAACACAUAGAGAAGGAGCUGAUGGCGAGGAUCCCUGGUUUCUGCAUGAACGCCUUCACGGAUUCACUCAAACAGCACAAGGAUGAAGUGUCAGGAGAUAUCUUCGACAUGCUACUCACCUUCACUGACUUCCUGGCCUUUAAAGAAAUGUUUCUGGACUACAGAGCGGAAAGGGAAGGACGUGGUUUGGACCUCAGUAGUGGGCUGGUGGUAAAGUCUCUGAGCGGCUCCUCCUCCGCGCCCAUCAGCACAUGCACGACAUCGGGGCAGCAGUGACUGGAGCAUUUUCCUGAGGAGCCCCCCCCGUGCAGUUCUCAGGAGACACACGUUCCACCCUCCCCCCUUCAGCUACAGACACACCUACAUGCCUUUGAACAGUUCCCAGCUGACAACUCGAGCACAAAUGCUAACUCGGUAUGCUAAGUCUUACAUCGCUUUGUGAGGACUGCCCACGCAAAAUCACAAUCUGUAAGAAACUUCCCUGAUGAGUGAAUGCUGCUGUCUUUCCCUGAAAGCUAGUUUUUGCUUAAAGAUCAUUUCUGAUGUUUUUUUUUUUUAAAAAACGGUAGCUUUGGUUUAUUUUUUUAAAAUGAAUGUAGCAUGUACAUACUGAGGGGGCUUUCAAAAUAAUUUACUUGAAUUCCUAUUUUAACCUGUCAGGGGUGCGUGUGAAGUGUAUGUAUGUGUCAGAUUUAGUUUGCUUAAGUGAAGGUAAACACUUUCACUGACGUUAUAGACCAGCUGUAUAGUUUGUGCACUCUGGUGAAUGUGCUGUGGUUUGCUUGUGUUUUAUAAGUGGUGGUCACAUUCAGUGGUGUGUCUCUAUGGUGAAAAUGAUUCCCAUUUUCCUGGGCGUGCUGUGAAUGAAGCGGCCGGGAGGCGCUGAAGUUCCUGAGCACAGAACGUUUGUCCGCCGCGUUUCAGCGGCUCUCCGUUACCGCCGUACCGUCACGCGGCCUGAUGUACGGAACUCCUGCUUCCCAAGGGGCCGUAUCACGUUUGGGGACGUCCCACUUUUCAUUCCGCCAGACCUUCGCCUCUUCUCUGCCUGGCUUUUUAGCGUUCGGGCUUGAUGUGAUUGUGAUUCAUUGUUGUUCUUUUUCUUAAAGAACUUUGUCAUCCACUGUUGUCUGUAAAUAUUGAUACAUUUCGAAUAUAUUCAAUAUA
Brienomyrus brachyistius is the source of this 1605-nucleotide messenger RNA. It is a transcript of the gene arl2bp, whose product is annotated as ADP-ribosylation factor-like 2 binding protein. Bases 217 to 714 code for a protein of 165 amino acids. The record is from RefSeq and is a predicted model, not a curated record. The transcript is spliced from 7 exons. Gene Ontology annotation, biological process: maintenance of protein location in nucleus; positive regulation of tyrosine phosphorylation of STAT protein. Gene Ontology annotation, cellular component: mitochondrial intermembrane space. NCBI's taxonomy places the organism in Eukaryota, Metazoa, Chordata, Actinopteri, Osteoglossiformes, Mormyridae.